Messenger RNA from Chilo suppressalis (striped riceborer), 864 nucleotides. Lineage: Eukaryota; Metazoa; Arthropoda; Insecta; Lepidoptera; Crambidae. The record is from the annotation of a GenBank genome assembly.
AUGGCAAAUUGGAUUGUAAUUUCUGUAUUCUUUCAAUUUCUAUUAAAGAAUGUGAAUAGUAAAAAUGCAUUUCAUAAAUAUCCGGGUGCGGCCUUAGCGGGCCCAUUUAUAAAUGCGACCAUUUUCGAGAAGCCAGGCCUUACUGUGGGUGACAAAAGAAGACUACAGGACUACUUGAAUUCCUUCACCAAUUUGGCAGAUACACCAGUGGACAGGAUUAUAGAAACACCAACCAGCUACUGCCGUUCAUUCCGUACUUGCUCCGACUGCUUUCGAAGCACAUGGUAUCCUUGUGGAUGGUGCCACGAUUACGGCUGCACAAAUCAACCAGAAAUUUUUUGUCCCGAUGCUGUUAAAAGAAGUGAUUUAAAAGAUCUAACAGAUUUAGAGGAUUUCUGUCCUCGAAUCCAUCAUAAAGGCUCAAUUCUAGUGCACGCAGGAGUAAGACAGAAUUUGCGCGUAAAGGUCCACAUUGCUGACCCAGUAUUGUACAAAAAGGAUUUGGUAUGCCAAAUUAAGUUCAAAAACAGAUUGACGCACUUGAAAGCGUUGAUAUUGAACGGUGAAAUAUUUUGCUAUCCUGUUACAAUGAACACCACGCACAAAGGAAAUAUGAACAAAGGCAUAUUCAGAGUGAUCUGGGGAGGAGUUAAUCCGUUUUCAAACGAGAUUCCCGUUUUUGUGUAUAGAUGUGAAGCGCUAGCGAGUGAGUGUGAUGAUUGUAUCGAUAUUUCACCUGAAUACUCCUGCGGGUGGUGUGAGAGUUCAAGUAACUGUGUAAUCGCUGAGCACUGCGAAGAUAUUUUGAAAUGGUAUGUGAAUAGACUCACAUGUAAAACGUUGAAUAAAAAUGAUCCCGAUUAG